AUAAAUUGAUCAUCCCAUAUAUGACUUUCCAAUUGUAGUAUUGCCACCUAAUUGCCAUGGCCAAAAUACUCGAGGUCUCCCGUGUUCCUCCUUUCGCAGAUUCAUCCGAUUCCCACUCGGACUUUUCUCUGCCGCUGACUUUCUGCGACACCAGCUGGUUCAAGUUCCCUCCGGUUGAGCGUCUCUUCUUCUACUCUCUCCCACAACCGAAACAAACUUUCUUAGACUCAACAAUCCCAAAACUCAAAAACUCUCUCUCUCUAACUCUCCAACACUUCCUCCCUCUCGCUGGUAACCUAACUUGGCCUCGACAUUCCCCCAAGCCCAUCAUCCUCUACACCCCAAACGAUGGCGUUUCUCUCACCGUCGCCGAAUCCAAUGCCGCCCAAGACUUCGACUUUCUCUCCGCCGACCAUCCCCGCGAAGCGGCGUCGUUUCACCCCUUCGUUCCGAAUCUGAAAGUUACCGAAACAGGGGCUUCGGCGAUAUCCGUGCAAAUCACUUUGUUUCCGAACAGAGGAUUUUGCAUCGGCGUGACGUGUCACCAUGCCGUUCUUGACGGGAAAUCCACGGCCAUGUUCAUGAAAUCUUGGGCUUAUAUUUGCAGAUCGGAGAAACCAGGUUCACUGCCGGAUCAGCUAAAGCCUUUCUUUGACCGGUCUGUCAUCAGAGACCCAGAUGGGCUCGACAUCUUUUACGUGAACCAGUGGUUGGCAUCGACCAAACAUAUAGACCCAAAUCCGUUCCAGUUUCUGCCGAGUCUAGACGUGCCGUCAGAUUUGGUCCGAGCCACUUUCGAGUUAACCCGUGCGGAUAUAGCCAAACUCAGGCAAAAGGUAUUGUCCUCUUGGGACAAACAAGAAAAGCUCCACUUAACCUCUUUUGCUCUCACACUCUCCUACAUGGCUGUCGGCAUUCUCACAGCCACAGAAGAAGAUCAUAAGUUAGCCAUCAAAAAGCAGAAGGUCAACUUAUUAUUCGCGGUGGAUUAUCGGAACCGCCUGAGGCCGCCGGUCCCGGAGAACUACUUCGGGAAUUGCGUCAGCGACCUGAUGAAGAAGUUGGAGGAGGACGUGAUGGAAGGAGCUGCUGAGAAAUUUUCGAAGCGGCAGUCGGAGUUUGCUAAAGGGAAUAUGCGCGUUAUCGCAGUGGCGGGGUCGCCGAGGCUCGGCGUUUACGAUGUCGAUUUCGGGUGGGGAAAGCCAAAUAAGGUGGAGGUUGUGUCUAUAGACAGAACCGGAGCUAUUUCCAUGGCGGAAUCUAGGGAUGGAAGUGGAGGCAUUGAGGUUGGUGUGGUUUUGAAGAAAAGUGAAUUGGAUGGUUUCACUUCUUUCUUUCUCGCCGGUUUAGAGACUCAUGUCUAG
Morus notabilis is the source of this 1364-nucleotide messenger RNA. Its product is annotated as phenolic glucoside malonyltransferase 1. The transcript is spliced from 2 exons. The record is from RefSeq and is a predicted model, not a curated record. Lineage: Eukaryota; Viridiplantae; Streptophyta; Magnoliopsida; Rosales; Moraceae. Bases 57 to 1364 code for a protein of 435 amino acids.